AAAGAAAACCAACCCCGUCGAGCCAGCUCCAGCCUUCUCUUCCAACCAACCUCAUCAUCCAUCCGCUGCCGUUUGUCCCUCCCACCCCCACCAACCAAAACCCCCAACCGCCAAGGCCGCGCCGCGCCGCCUCUCCGCCGGUGACUUCGGCCGCUGGGAUGGCGUUCCACUACCCUGACCAGGGGCUCUCCAUGGACGCGGCCGCCGCGUCGUCGCUGAACCCUAGCGGCUUCUCCCCCGGCGGCGAGGAGAGGGAGAAGGCGGCCAUCGCGGCGCACCCGCUCUACGAGCGCCUGCUGGAGGCGCACGUCUCCUGCCUCCGCGUCGCCACCCCCGUCGACCAGCUCCCCCGCAUCGACGCGCAGAUCGCCGCCCGCCCGCCGCCCCUCGCAGCCGCCGCUGGGGCCGCCGCUGCGGGUGGGCCCUCCGGUGGCGAGGAGCUCGACCUCUUCAUGACACAUUAUGUGUUGCUCCUUUGCUCAUUCAAGGAACAACUCCAGCAGCACGUACGUGUUCAUGCAAUGGAAGCAGUGAUGGGUUGCUGGGAUCUUGAACAAUCUUUACAAAGCCUAACAGGGGCAUCUCCUGGUGAAGGCACUGGAGCGACCAUGUCUGAUGAUGAAGAUAACCAGGUGGAUAGUGAGGCCAACAUGUUUGAUGGAAACGAUGGGUCAGAUGGUAUGGGCUUUGGCCCCCUAAUACUGACGGAGGGUGAACGAUCCUUGAUUGAACGUGUACGGCAGGAGCUGAAAAAUGAGCUUAAGCAGGGUUACAAAGAAAAGCUUGUUGAUAUAAGGGAAGAGAUUCUCCGCAAGCGCAGAGCUGGUAAACUUCCUGGGGAUACUGCAUCUAUAUUGAAAGCUUGGUGGCAAGCUCAUUCCAAGUGGCCAUACCCAACUGAAGACGACAAGGCUCGACUGGUGCAGGAAACAGGAUUACAGCUAAAGCAGAUCAACAAUUGGUUCAUCAACCAACGCAAACGGAACUGGCACAGCAACCCAACAUCCUCUGGUGAAAAGACCAAGAAGAAAAGGUAAUGACGGCCCCGAGCCAUCUUGAUGAAGCUAGAUGUAAACUGUACCUUAUUGUGAGCAGUGUAGUAUAUUCUCCUGCACUCUGCAGCCAACAAGAUUUGAAGACCGACCCGUUCAGAGGGAAAUUUCUAAAAAACGAUGCAUCUUGUGGACCUAGCAUUCACCUAACGUCUUAGUUUGACCACGUUGAACUGAAAGUUGGUAAUGCCUUUGCAGUAUAGCUUUCUCUAAUGUGAUCUGUGAAUCAUGUGUUGUAUAACCGACGAACUGAAGGAAGUAAUUUAUGUUUUAUGUAAUUGUGUAUUUUAUCGUUAAUGAUAUUUCAGGGAGAAAUCACGAUUCAGAUUGGCUGCUCCCUUCUUCUGAUAUAUGGCACAAUAUUGCCGGUGUGUAAUACAUGUUUGGUAAUCAUUCUGUUCAAAGUGCACCUGAAGAGUAUGUAAUGGAAGAUAUGUCCAGUUAUGUCAUGCGUGUAAGCUGCCUGUUCAUUCUUUAA
Messenger RNA from Phragmites australis (common reed), 1530 nucleotides. RefSeq names its product homeobox protein knotted-1-like 2. The record is from RefSeq and is a predicted model, not a curated record. Lineage: Eukaryota; Viridiplantae; Streptophyta; Magnoliopsida; Poales; Poaceae. Gene Ontology annotation, molecular function: DNA binding. The coding region runs from base 159 to 1037 and encodes 292 amino acids. The transcript has 6 exons. Gene Ontology annotation, biological process: regulation of DNA-templated transcription. Gene Ontology annotation, cellular component: nucleus.